GCGUGACGGGGCCGCGCGAGGGGCGUUGGGGCGGCGGGCGCGCGCCCCGGCGGACGCCAACCGACGCCUAACCGAUGGCGAGCCCGACGCGUCCGUUUCCGAGGGGGCAGGCGGAAGAGAGAUCAAGAUGCAGAUCUUCGUGAAGACCCUGACUGGCAAGACCAUCACCCUGGAGGUUGAGCCCAGCGACACCAUCGAGAAUGUCAAGGCCAAGAUCCAGGAUAAGGAAGGCAUCCCUCCCGACCAGCAGAGGCUGAUCUUUGCAGGCAAGCAGCUGGAAGAUGGCCGCACCCUGUCUGACUACAACAUCCAGAAGGAGUCCACCCUGCACCUGGUCCUGCGCCUGCGCGGUGGCAUGCAGAUCUUCGUGAAGACCCUGACUGGCAAGACCAUCACCCUGGAGGUUGAGCCCAGCGACACCAUCGAGAAUGUCAAGGCCAAGAUCCAGGAUAAGGAAGGCAUCCCUCCCGACCAGCAGAGGCUGAUCUUUGCAGGCAAGCAGCUGGAAGAUGGCCGCACCCUGUCUGACUACAACAUCCAGAAGGAGUCCACCCUGCACCUGGUCCUGCGCCUGCGCGGUGGCAUGCAGAUCUUCGUGAAGACCCUGACUGGCAAGACCAUCACCCUGGAGGUCGAGCCCAGCGACACCAUCGAGAAUGUCAAGGCCAAGAUCCAGGAUAAGGAAGGCAUCCCUCCCGACCAGCAGAGGCUGAUCUUUGCAGGCAAGCAGCUGGAAGAUGGCCGCACCCUGUCUGACUACAACAUCCAGAAGGAGUCCACCCUGCACCUGGUCCUGCGCCUGCGUGGUGGCAUGCAGAUCUUCGUGAAGACCCUGACUGGCAAGACCAUCACCCUGGAGGUCGAGCCCAGCGACACCAUCGAGAAUGUCAAGGCCAAGAUCCAGGAUAAGGAAGGCAUCCCUCCCGACCAGCAGAGGCUGAUCUUUGCAGGCAAGCAGCUGGAAGAUGGCCGCACCCUGUCUGACUACAACAUCCAGAAGGAGUCCACCCUGCACCUGGUCCUGCGCCUGCGCGGUGGCAUGCAGAUCUUCGUGAAGACCCUGACUGGCAAGACCAUCACCCUGGAGGUCGAGCCCAGCGACACCAUCGAGAAUGUCAAGGCCAAGAUCCAGGAUAAGGAAGGCAUCCCUCCCGACCAGCAGAGGCUGAUCUUUGCAGGCAAGCAGCUGGAAGAUGGCCGCACCCUGUCUGACUACAACAUCCAGAAGGAGUCCACCCUGCACCUGGUCCUGCGCCUGCGUGGUGGCAUGCAGAUCUUCGUGAAGACCCUGACCGGCAAGACCAUCACCCUGGAGGUCGAGCCCAGCGACACCAUCGAGAAUGUCAAGGCCAAGAUCCAGGAUAAGGAAGGCAUCCCUCCCGACCAGCAGAGGCUGAUCUUUGCAGGCAAGCAGCUGGAAGAUGGCCGCACCCUGUCUGACUACAACAUCCAGAAGGAGUCCACCCUGCACCUGGUCCUGCGCCUGCGUGGUGGCAUGCAGAUCUUCGUGAAGACCCUGACUGGCAAGACCAUCACCCUGGAGGUCGAGCCCAGCGACACCAUCGAGAAUGUCAAGGCCAAGAUCCAGGAUAAGGAAGGCAUCCCUCCCGACCAGCAGAGGCUGAUCUUUGCAGGCAAGCAGCUGGAAGAUGGCCGCACCCUGUCUGACUACAACAUCCAGAAGGAGUCCACCCUGCACCUGGUCCUGCGCCUGCGCGGUGGCAUGCAGAUCUUCGUGAAGACCCUGACUGGCAAGACCAUCACCCUGGAGGUUGAACCCAGCGACACCAUCGAGAAUGUCAAGGCCAAGAUCCAGGAUAAAGAAGGCAUCCCUCCCGACCAGCAGAGGCUGAUCUUUGCAGGCAAGCAGCUGGAAGAUGGCCGCACCCUGUCUGACUACAACAUCCAGAAGGAGUCCACCCUGCACCUGGUCCUCCGUCUUAGGGGUGGCUAUUAAUUCAUCUCAUUGCCUAAUAAUGGCAUUAUUCGACCAUAGCCUUUGCCCACCCCCAAUUUAAGUUUAGAAGUUACCAGCUUCAAUAAUGGCUGAAUCUGUUCAAAAUACUAAUAAAGGUUUUGUUGCAUGAUAA
Ochotona princeps (American pika) is the source of this 2090-nucleotide messenger RNA. It is a transcript of the gene UBC, whose product is annotated as ubiquitin C. The transcript has 2 exons. Gene Ontology annotation, biological process: protein ubiquitination; modification-dependent protein catabolic process. Gene Ontology annotation, molecular function: protein tag activity; ubiquitin protein ligase binding. Gene Ontology annotation, cellular component: cytoplasm; nucleus. The record is from RefSeq and is a predicted model, not a curated record. Bases 128 to 1957 code for a protein of 609 amino acids. NCBI's taxonomy places the organism in Eukaryota, Metazoa, Chordata, Mammalia, Lagomorpha, Ochotonidae.